Molecule: messenger RNA, 1947 nt
Organism: Lolium rigidum
Lineage: Eukaryota; Viridiplantae; Streptophyta; Magnoliopsida; Poales; Poaceae
Exons: 6
Coding region: 21-1817 (598 amino acids)
Biological process (GO): DNA damage response; protein polyubiquitination
Cellular component (GO): nucleus
Molecular function (GO): ubiquitin conjugating enzyme activity
Source: RefSeq, a predicted model, not a curated record
UCUCCUGAAUAACUAACCAGAUGGCUCAAGCUGCAAGGCUCAGCUUAAGAAUGCAGAAAGAGAUUAAGCUUCUGCUGAGUGAUCCGCCUCCUGGGGUCUCUCUUAAUCUGCCUGAAGGCGAAAAUGCCAUGUCAUCUUUAUCAAGCAUCGAGACAAGGAUUGAGGGGCCUGAGGGAACCGUAUAUUCAAAAGGAGUUUUCAUUCUCAAGAUCCAGAUUCCUGAAAGAUAUCCUUUUCAGCCUCCCACUGUGACCUUCAUUACUCCCAUCUAUCACCCCAACAUCGACAAUGGAGGACGCAUUUGCCUUGAUAUCCUGAAUUUACCCCCAAAGGGUGCCUGGCAGCCGUCAAUCAACAUUUCUACUGUUUUGAGAAGCAUUGGUUUGCUGCUAAAUGAGCCAAAUCCUGAUGAUGGGCUGAUGGCUGAAAUAAGUCGAGAGUACAAAUACAACAGACAAGUUUUUGACAUAAAUGCCCAAUCAUGGACUGAGAAGUAUGCUAAUCCUGCAGUAGUUGGCACAAGUGGCUGGAGCUCUUUGGAUGCUUCAGUUCUGGCACAGAACACACAAAUGGAGGAAACACAGAACCUACAAUCUUUGGUGGAAGCAUCUAAUAAAGAUUGUGAAGGGAGUCGAAAGAAGAUGCGGUUACUGGGUAAAAAGUUAUCGCUAAAAUCAGAAGGAUCUGAAGAGAAUGCCACCACUCGUAAGCAGGAUGAAGUGGCAGACCACUCACGAUCGACAGCAAUAUCCACUGUUCCGUCUACAUGCUUGGCCGAUGUUUCUGUCAAACAAAAUCCUACUUCCAGAAGUAUGUCUGUCAGUGCAGAUAGUGGAGUGACUUCAAAGAAAGGAUACCAAGCAAAUAGAACGAACCUGCAGUUACAUGAGCAGAGACUGCCUGUUACAUCAGAGGCUCCUAACCAAAGGAGUAGUGGCAGUGUGGAAGAUAAGUUCUCUUACGAUCGUUCAGUAUCAGCAUCCGGUACUAAAGAUUAUGUCACACGAUCUUCGGAUGAUGUUUUAGUGGAAAGUGUGGCAAAGAGCGUUGGUGGAUCAUCAGAUAGUGUGUGUAAACCAUCAGAAGGCAAUGGAGCAAAUGUUAGGUCACUUGGUCAGAAGAUGCCACUGAAACUGGCAAAGCUUGGAAGCACGAGCAAUGGUCAGAAGGACAAUAUGGCUCCAGAUCAUCUUCCUUCGCUGUCAGGUUUCAGUAAUCUGCAGAGAAGAUCCUCGGAUGUUUCAAGGCAAAAUUCUGUUGGAUGUACUAAUCUGAUUCAACAAAAUUCUCGUACUGAACAUGUACUUCCAAGUACCGACUCAGUACCAAAUAAAGAAUGCAAUCAAGGCCGAAAGAAGCCAAGCUUACUAAGUAAGAGGCUGUCACUGAAGUCUGAGCCGUCUGAGAUGGACAUGAGCAGUGACAAGGGAUAUAGGCAACCUGAUCGUUCCCAUGAUAAUAGGAAGCCCAGUGAACUGCCAUUGUCAGCUCCAGUCCCCAUAAGCCAAAGCCAAACCAGGGGCCAAGGCUUUGUUGAUUCACAGAAAAGUGUCAGCAAAAGCUAUUGUCCCUUCAAACAGAAUGAUGUUGUUUUAGACAGUGAUGAUAGCACAGACGAAUGCCAAAUCAUUGAACCAGGCCUUCUUCAUUCACAGAAAAAUGCCCGCCAAAGCAGUUGUUCCAUCAAAGAAAAAGCAACACCGAAGGAGAAUGUUGUUUCAGAUAGCGAAGACAGUGCAGAUGAAUGUGAAAAGAAACCUUCAAGAUCAAGGUUAUCGUUGAUGAAGAGACGGUUGGCUGGAAAGCUUCGACUUUAAUUUCAUCCAAUAAACAUGAUUUAUUUGGAUGCUGUUGUGUAGAGCCUUUGAAGAUGAAGAUGUCUCGCUAGUAAUUUUGCUGUUCUUGACCAGCUCAUGCACGUUUUGAUGUUUAUAUUGCCCUACAAUA